ACGCGGUGGGCGGGUCCGCUGCGCAGCCAUGGCGGCGCUGAGUUCCUCUGAUGGAUUGCAGAGCUGCUCCUGCUGUUCCAGACUGCAAGGGUUCUCCUGUGGUUCUCCGUUCUCUCUGGGUUAGUUUCAGCCAGCACUGGCGGCCAUUAACGUGCUGACCGUGUGAGACGCUGUUGUUUGUAGACGGGUGACUGUGAUCUGCUGUUAGUGGACCUGCAGCUCCAGGGGUCCGUGAUUAAGGGGAAACCCCUGAAUGAUUCAGGACGGCGGCUCUGGAACUCGCUGGCCAUUAUUGAUUAGAUUAGAUUAUAGAUUAUAGCAGUGAGACUCCUGCACGGCGCAGAUGCCUCGAUGGAAGGCGGCUCUGCUCCAGCGCGGCCGGUGGUCCAUCGGCGUGGCUCAGGGGGCGGUUCUGUGCGUUCUGACGUUUGGGCUGGUUCUGCCGCUGUGCUGCCAUCGCUGCCUCUACUCCUACUACUUCCUCAGAUCUGUGUAUCUGGACUGGAUGAGCGACGUGGCUCUGCAGGAGAGCUACGAGCGAGGACAGCAGGCGCUGCGCUACUGGCAGAACCUCGCCGCCGCAGAGUCCCCGGCCAGUCCCCUCUCUAAGAGACCAGAGCUCUUGGUGACCGUGGUUACGGCCCAGAGGACAGACGGGCGGGACUUCCAUUACCUGCUCCAGGUGAUGCAUCGGCUGGAUGUCCUGCUGCGGUCGUGCCGGGACACUGAGCUGUGUGCCGAGGUGCUGGUGUGCGAUGUUGAAAGCAGCCCCUCCGGAACCGAGGACGCUUCACUGCUGGAGAAACGCUUCCGGGUGGUCCGGCGGUCUCUAGAGGAGAAAAAGGGCAGUGAGCACUUGAACGUGUUCGAAAAGGAAAAGAGGGAUUACGUCUACUGCCUUCGGAAAGGCUGGGAGUUGCUGAAUCCCAGGAAUGUGGUGGUGCUGGAAGACGACGCUCUACCCAGGAUGGACUUCUUCACCGUAAUUCGGGACUUGCUGACCCGCCGAUUCACACUGAACUCGCUGUACGUGAAGCUGUACCAUCCAGAACGUCUGCAGCGCUACUGGAACCCAGAGCCGUACCGCAUCCUGGAGUGGGCGGGGCUUGGUUUGGUGGGGGCCACAGUGUUGCUGCUGUUUUCUGUGGGCCUCUGUGGCCCCUGGGCGCCGCCCCUGUCCCCUGCGGUCCUGCUGUUCCUGGUGCUGUAUGUGAUGGCUGUAGUGGAGCUCGGGGGACGGCACUACCUUCUGGAGCUCCGCCGCGUCUCACCUCAGCUUUAUGCUGUUUCCCCUGCUACAGAAUGCUGCACACCCGCCAUGCUGUAUCCCGGCAACGCCUCUGCCCGUGUCGCCGCCCUGCUGGACAGAGUUAAGUGCAUCAAGGGCUACGCCAAAGACAUGGCUCUGUAUCAGCUCGCCCGAAACACGCCGGGAGAGAGAGCGCACAGCGUGGAGCCGAACCUCAUCACACACAUCGGAGCGUACUCGUCCGUCAGACCUAACCCCCCCCACCCAAAACUGCUCUGACCGCAGAGUGACCACUGCCUGCACACUUGAGUUUACUCACCAAAGGGCUUACAGUAGCGUUUUGAGUUGUUUUUAUGAUUUAAUAAAAAGAGGGAUGUAAGUUUCAAAAUUCACUCGUGAUUUUGACCAGUCAGGGCUGAGCUGAUGACCAGUCAGGGCUGAGCUGAUGACCAGUCAGGGCUGAGCUACUGAAUCAGAGCUGAGCUGAUGACCAGUCAGGGCUGAGCUACUGACCAGUCAGGGCUGAGCUACUGACCAGUCAGGGCUGAGCUACUGACCAGUCAGGGCUGAGCUGAUGACCAGUCAGGGCUGAGCUACUGAA
Molecule: messenger RNA, 1850 nt
Organism: Pygocentrus nattereri (red-bellied piranha)
Lineage: Eukaryota; Metazoa; Chordata; Actinopteri; Characiformes; Serrasalmidae
Gene: pgap4
Product: post-GPI attachment to proteins GalNAc transferase 4
Exons: 2
Coding region: 344-1528 (394 amino acids)
Biological process (GO): GPI anchor biosynthetic process
Cellular component (GO): Golgi membrane
Molecular function (GO): glycosyltransferase activity
Source: RefSeq, a predicted model, not a curated record